AUGGAGAUCAAAAAAAGACUAAACGCGUUUCAUAACCUCUACUUGCUUGCCAAGAGAGACAACUUUGAUGUAAUAAAGUGGAGGAACCUAUUAGUUGGAAUACAUAAGAAACGCAAUGACAGACAUAGGAUAAAGGAUAUGUGUCUACUCUUUUACUCUCUAGCAAAGGGGAAAUGCAGCCAGAAUUUGUCAUCACUAGAUCUUACCUACAACUUUUGGGUUAGCAAAGUUGAUCCUAUGAGUGAAGAUAAAGAAUCUUUAGGAGCCACUAAACACACCCAUAAGACAACUAAAGAGAGUACCGAUCUUGUGAAGCAAUCAACUACAUUUACAAUGGAAGAAUUAACAAACUUAUACCUGGAAAAAGUCUGUGAUUUACUAAAAUACAUGAAUAUGCAACAAUUGGCAAUGGUUUCACGUUCUCUUUUACUCUUGGGCAAAUUUGAUGAUUCUGUCUAUAAUAUUGUCCUAGAAAAACUUAACUAUGGACAUUUGAGCAUUGAUCCCCGUUCGCUUUCAGAUAUUAUUGGUACUUUGUCAGAAUAUGAACUAACAAGUGGAGAUUGCGUAGAGAAAAUACUCCUGCAAUACAUGCAAGUUUUAUCUCAAAUGGGUAUGAUUGAUACAGUAUCCGUAUUAAAAACACUCUCAAAAUACAAAAUUUUAAAUGAUGAAAUUUUAAAGGUAGUUUUAGAAAAAGUCUCCUACUAUUCGCAUGCUAUGAAUCCUAGCGAUCUAUUGCAGGUGCUGUAUGCAUUAUAUAAGUUGAACCAUUGUGAUAAGAAGACAUUGCUAAUCUUAUACACUAGAACACAAACUUUACUCUUAAGCUUUAAUUGUAAAGAACUCAUUAGUAUCGCAAAAUAUUUCUCACGUUUUAAUCCGGAAUACAUCAAGGACUUUUUGGAUGUGCAACUAAGUCCACUUGUGCAUAGAUUGUUCCAAAGUUACAAAGCUUCGUGCAAAAAUAGAGAUUGGAUUGAUCUCAUCUUGCUAUUCUACGUAUAUUCUGUAAAGUCCGGUUCUUCAAGUUAUCCAAAAUUGCUGCCAGAAAUAUUGAGCGAUAUUUUUACUGGUAAGCAGUGGGACCUUGUAUUUUACACACUUAACAGGUAUACUUUAAAUGGUAAAACUCUGACAUACUAUAAAGACGAUCCUGAUAUUCCUGAAAAUGAGCUUUGGGUAAAAUCCAUAAAAAUGUUCACACGUUGGCUUUGUAAUGGGCAUAGGUUGGAUUCAGAAAAAAUCAUUUCAAUCACAGCUAAUAUUAUGGAUUCAGAAGUUUAUGAUGAAGUAUUAUUUAAAAAAAUACUUGAAAUAGUACUCUCUGACAAAUUUUAUACGAAAGAAACCAUCGUAAAAGUACUUUACAAUAUCCACACUAUACCUGAUAGAAAAUUCGAUGAAGUUUGCACAAAAUUUUUGCACAAAUUUCCGGAUCUUGACUUCACUUCUACAAUUUUAAUGAUUUCAAUAUUAUUUUCAAGGGAUGUUUUUCCUCCAAAAAGUCUUCUUUCCACCUUAAAAUCCACUUUUGACUCUCGUAUUGUUUCCAACCAAAGUGAAGAAUGGGAACUACCUUCUGCUGUUAAAGAUGUGAGGUUCAAGGAAAUUUCGAUAAAUAAACGUAUUCUUAAUAUGAUGAGUCUCAGAAUCCCGCAAUAUCUCUUCUUUGUGAUUUCACUUUACAAUAAAGAAUAUGGCAACACACUCCAUAACGAAGGUGAGGAUCAUGCAGAAAAUAAUCCAAAGUACUUACCUAUGAAUUUUGAAAUGCAGUCUCAACAUAUCUCUAAAUUUUCUGACGAAUUAUCUAGCUUAUAUGCGCUAAUUAACUCCAGACCAUCAAGAUACGUAAGGAAGGACCUGAUAAAAGUGUUGCUUUAUGUAAUUAAAAACUGGAAUCUUGACGUAUACAAAAGGAUGGUAGAUUCCGAUUAUACAAAAGUGACAUUUGAAAUACUGCAGAGUGUAACACCUCCUGCAGAAUUAUUACACAAAUUAAACAGUCAUGACAAGUUAGUAAAGGGGGUUAAUGUGAGAGUUGAUGGUACUUGUCUAUUUGAACCUAUAUACUUGGUUAUGGAUGGAAUAAAAACUGCAUUUGUUAGCGGUGAGUAUGGUAUUAACAAGCUCGAUAGAAUAAAGAUAAAACUCUUGUACGCUCUACUACACCUUGAAGGAUAUAAAGUUGUAAUUUAUAAUCCCACUAAUUAG
Molecule: messenger RNA, 2217 nt
Organism: Theileria equi strain WA
Lineage: Eukaryota; Apicomplexa; Aconoidasida; Piroplasmida; Theileriidae
Exons: 1
Coding region: 1-2217 (738 amino acids)
Source: RefSeq, a predicted model, not a curated record